This is a messenger RNA of Symsagittifera roscoffensis, 6010 nucleotides long. RefSeq names its product helicase domino-like. Gene Ontology annotation, biological process: chromatin remodeling. The coding region runs from base 65 to 5890 and encodes 1941 amino acids. Lineage: Eukaryota; Metazoa; Xenacoelomorpha; Acoela; Convolutidae. The record is from RefSeq and is a predicted model, not a curated record. Gene Ontology annotation, molecular function: ATP hydrolysis activity; ATP binding; histone binding. The transcript is spliced from 3 exons. Gene Ontology annotation, cellular component: Swr1 complex.
GACAUUAUUGAACUGAUAACGUCACCUGCGGAAAUGAAUAGAUGAAAAAGCUUAUUUGAGAGAUAUGGAGUGUCGGCAUGACUCAAGCAAAUCGCUCCUUGAUAAAGUGCACCGGCUUGAAAAAAGAUACGAGGAACUCAUUUUUCAAUAUUUAACGUUAUCAAGUGGUAAUAGUUGUUUGACUAUUAACCCACAUAUUUUGCCGGUUUGUGUAAACCAACACUUGGAGAGUUUAAGAAGUGGUCGAGUCAAACCGUUUUCAAUUAAAGAAAUCAAGGUGCUACUUGGAAACGAUAAAUUUAAUGAUGUACUCGAUAUCGAUCAAUCUGUACCGAAUCAUUGCGAUGACACUUACGAGUCAACAUCUCAAGCCGAAGAGGACAUCAAGACUCUCAAUCGAGUAGCCGAGUUGAAAGAACUCGGUUUGUGGACACAAAAUGUCACUUUGCUGGAGAAGUCAACUGAACCGUCUUUUCCGAAGACCCACUGGAGCUAUGUGCUGGACGAGGCAGUUUGGAUGCAAGAGGAAUACGAAAAAGAACGCAAGUGGAAAAAACGAGCAGCCAAAGCGGUGAUUAACAUCGUGGCUAAGUACCAUCGGGACAUCAAAGAACGAGAGACUAGGAAAGAAAAAGAGGAACAGCAGAGAUUGCGCAAAAUUGCCUCCAAUGUUGCCAAGGAGGUGACUAAUUUUUGGUCCAGUGUAGAAAAAAUAGUUAUGUUCAAGCGUGAGGGCUAUGUUAAUGCUAGGAAAAAGCAAAUUCUUGAUGAUCAAUUAGACCAAAUCGUAGAACAAACUGAGAAGUUCUCAAAUAUGUUGCAAGAAGGCAUGAACAAAAGCGACAGUGAAAACAGUGACCUUGAAAGCAACGAUGAAAAUGAAGGAUGUGGUGAAAGAGUUGGAGAAAUAUCGGCUCUGAAAAAAGAGUCUGAAGUUCCAAUUGAUGAAUUGCUUUCUUCAGUUCUGCCGAAAGAUGUUCUUGAAAAUUUGAGAAAAGGUUCGUUUCUGCCGGGACCAAAAUCGGAUUCAGAAAGCGCGUCUGAAAAUGGAUCUUCAGAAGAUGAAGACGAGACAAGCUCAGAAGAAAGUGAUUCUAUCUUGACUCGCGACGAAGAUGAGACGCCAGCCAUCAGUUUGAGAUCUUCAGAUGUCAAUGAAAAUGAAUCUACUCUAGUUGAAAAAGAAAAGAGACGAUCGCAAACAACGAAACCAAAAUUGGAAGAUUUAGAAAUGAACUUGUUUGAAAAACUCGAAAGCGGCUCACUUGAUUCGUCGUUUGAAAAUCCAGACUUAGAUGAUAUAACUGCUAAUGAAUUCAGCGACGAAACUCCGCCUAAGAGUGAAAAUGAAACAGAAACUAAAUUUGCGAUUAAACCUGAAAAUGAAACUAAAGAAGAAAAGGAAGAUAAAGCAGAAGAAAGUGAAAUGAACAGUGCUUUAGAUGGAUUUACUCAAAUGGCGGAACAACUGCAACCAAAAGGGUAUACUUAUCAGUCAACUGAAGUAAAAAUUGAGGUCCCUUUUCUAUUGAAAAACACCAAGUUGAGGGAGUAUCAGCAUAUUGGUUUACAGUGGCUGGUUACAAUGUAUGAGAAAAAACUGAACGGAAUUUUGGCCGAUGAAAUGGGUCUGGGAAAAACAAUCCAAACUGUGGCUCUGUUAGCAUAUCUGGCCUGUGUUCAGGGGGAUUGGGGUCCGCAUUUGGUUGUUGUUCCCACAAGUGUUAUGCUGAACUGGGAAAUCGAAUUCAAAAAAUGGUGUCCCGGAUUCAAAGUUUUGACGUAUUACGGGUCAAUAAAAGAACGCAAGCAGAAAAGACGUGGAUGGAUGCAUAUUAAUGCGUUUAACAUUUGCAUAACAUCGUAUAAACUUGUAAUCCAAGAUGCAAAGUGCUUCAAAACUAAACGCUGGAGGUACUUGGUUCUGGACGAAGCGCAAAACAUCAAAAACUUCAAGUCCCAGAGAUGGCAAGUGUUGCUUAAUUUUCCAUGUGAGUGGCGAUUGUUACUUACUGGAACCCCUUUGCAAAACAGUCUCAUGGAAUUAUGGUCAUUACUUCAUUUUUUGAUGCCAAAUGUUUUUGAGAAUCACCGCGAUUUCAAAGAGUGGUUCUCAAACCCCUUAACAGGCAUGAUCGAAGGCAGUCAAGAAUACAAUGAAAAGCUAGUAGCCAGGUUGCAUAAAGUUUUGAGACCAUUUUUGCUGCGAAGAAUCAAAGCAGAAGUGGAAAAACAGAUGCCGAAAAAGUAUGAACACGUGAUCAAGUGUAGGCUGUCGAAAAGGCAAAGAUUUCUCUACGAUGAUUUCAUGUCUCGAGCGACGACAAAAAAUACAUUAGCUGCUGGUCACUUUAUGAGUGUAAUAAAUGUUUUGAUGCAAUUAAGGAAAGUUUGCAACCAUCCUGACAUGUUUGAACCAAGACCUAUAGUAACUCCAUUUAGCUGUGAGUGCUUGGAAAUUUCUAUGCCAUCUUUAGUCAUAGGCAUCACAAGUCAUCAUGAUCCCUUGAACAAAAUCAAUAUUAGAUCAAACUUUAGAUUGUUUUCUACUGAAUUUUCUUCUUGUCACUGCGUAAAGCCAUGUUCGUAUGAAGAAAUCUCAAAAGCUGAUGAUUAUGUUGACCAUAAUAUCAGAGCCAAAGUUCAAAUUCCAAAUAGUUUUAUAUCACAAACAUUGGGAAGUUUUUCUAUUUCACAGAUUAUGUCAUUCGAGCCAGAUUUGAGUGCAAUUUUAAACGGCCAAAACGCGGGCGUAACGCAAAAGAUUCGUCUCGCGUCUGGGAAAAAUGUGAUUAAAAUAGUCCCAGCUGAUUCGAAUCGAAAUUCCAAUAGCAUUUCUACUAGAUUUAGAAAUUAUGAAAUCAGCGUAAAGAACUCGCGUCGCCAAAUUCUGCGAUCUAUGGCUAGCAUAAGUUGCCGAAAAUGUAUGCUGCUCUCUCUCAAACCAAACAUCGUAGAUCUCUCUUUAGUAAGUUUCCUUCAAAAAUCCUUUUUACAAUCUUUUUGCAACGAGACAAGUUUCAGGUUCUCAGGAAGUUUUGCAAUUGCACAAUCGAAUGAAUUUAAAAGAAAUUCUGUUCUAACUAGACGGAAGUUAUUUUUCGAAUGCUGCCCAAGUUUGAUUAAUCUCAUAUCAGAUCAUUAUGAAGUUGCUGCAAAAUUAGAUUUUGAGCUAAGAACAUUUCUGUUGUAUAUCCCUCAAGCAGUAUCUAGAAGUGCUAGUCUCACAUCAUAUCGGACGAACAGUCGAAGAACUAACACCGAGAGUCUUUUGAGACUCACUUGCAGUCAAGUGCUUCAAAACAGUUCAUACCUCCAAUUACCGAUUUCAAGAUCUCAAGCUUUGUUUCCGGAAACGAGGUUGAUACAAUACGAUUGUGGAAAACUACAGACGUUAGAUUUUCUUUUGAAGCAGUUAAAAAGCGAGUCACAUAGAGUUUUGAUUUUCACCCAGAUGACCAAAAUGCUGGAUAUUUUGGAAACAUUUUUGAACUAUCACGGACACAGAUAUUUACGACUGGACGGAUCAACGAAAAUAGAGCAAAGACAGUACUUGAUGGAAAGAUUUAACACUGACUCGAAGAUAUUUGUGUUUAUUUUGUCGACUCGUAGUGGAGGCAUAGGAGUGAAUUUGACAGGUGCUGAUACUGUGAUUUUCUACGACUCCGACUGGAAUCCAACAGUGGAUAGUCAAGCACAAGACAGAUGUCACAGAAUAGGACAGACGAGAGAUGUGCAUAUCUACAGACUCAUCUCAGACAGGACUGUGGAGGAAAACAUAGUGAAAAAAGCGACUCAGAAGCGACUGCUGGGAGAUCUGGCCAUCGAACAUGGCAACUUCAACGCCGCCUUCUUCCAGCAGAACUCCAUCAAGGAACUAUUCGAAGUCGACGAACAGAAUGGAAGCGAAGUAUCUGUUUCUGUUGCUGAAAAAUCACUGGAGUCUGAAACGUUAAAGAAGGAUAGCGAAAUUAGUUCGAUAAAAGAGAAAAAGGCUGAAAUUAAAUUACAGCAGGUUUUGUCGAAAGUCGAAGACGCGCAAGAUGUGGAUGCGUGUAUGUUAUUGGAGAAAGAACAAGUCGCAGACUUGGCAGAGUUUAACGAAAACGAAGACGACUCAACUAAUACUGCAUUUUGUGGUGAAGUGUACGCGAAUGUAGAUCGCGAGGUGGCUGAGAUCACAGAAAAACUGUCUUCAGUUGAAAGAUAUGCAUUCAAGUAUGUAGAACACUGUUUAGAACCACUCACUCCGGAAUCGAUAGAAUACGCGGUGAACUCAGCGCUGUUUGCACAGAAAAAUCAAGGCGAACACACGAAGUCGAAUAAGUUGCAAAAUGAAGUCGAAGGCCACAGUCCUACAAAGGUUGUGAAGAAAAAAGCGAAGUCGAAGCUAGCGAACACGAUGAGAGCGUCUUCUAGGAUAGCUUUGAAUAAAGAGAGAGAGGAGUUCAAAAGAACGAAUAUUGACUGUUUUGAUGGAAUCGAAACCGACUCGGAUACAAAUAGACAGUCAAGAAAACGAGCUAGAGCUAGUUUGAUUGAACAAGCAACAGAUUUGGCAAAUAAUAAUGCGUCUAGAUCAUCAAGGGGUAGGAGGAUGAAAUUAAACGAAAUGUCUGCUGAAAGCACGCCUAAAAAGAGCAGAAGUGAACGAAAAGCGAACAAAAAGUCGCCGGGUAGGAAACCGAGAAUAAUUUUGCACGACGUAAGAAAACAAUCAGAUUUGACAGAUUCAAAUUUGUCGGCCGACGAAAUUACAGAGGCGGUUUCACUAGGAGAAGACAGCGAGCUGGAUUCUCGUAAUUUAUUAAACACUGACGGGGAGGAGCAACGCACAGAGUUUGAACGAAUGUACCCGGCUAGAAAACGAAUCAAAGUUAAGUACGAUGAUUAUGUAAUUGACGAGAAGGAUGCUACUCAAAGUGCACAAGGAGCUACAAUUAGUAAACGAAAAUCAAGUAACCCAAGGAAGACUAUGGGUGCCAAAGUAAACCGAGUUAUCGGAACUGCUAAUGCGCCGAUAGAUAUUUUAAGUUCAAGAGAAGCUUCUAUAAAUGGAGAUGAUAACGACGAAGACGAUGAAGAUGACGAUGAUCAUGAGGUGAAUGAGUUAGCUUCGAGUAGCAGCAGUACCAUACCUUAUAACCUCAGCGAUGCAAGUAGUUUAGGAGCAAGGUCCAUAAACAGGUCUUCGUUUAUGAAUCAGUUCAACUCUGCUAGUCUUAUUAGAGGCGGUACCAAUCAAACUAGAUUCCAAGGAUACCGGUUAGCACCUGUUCUUGAUAACAUGCAUCCUGGGUUCCAAAGGGUUCCAGUGACUUCGGUGCCAAGAUAUCAUCACCAUCCAAUGCCAGUAAGAGUCCCACCCGUGAACAUAACUGGAUAUUCACACAACCACAAUCAACAGACAUCGCCUGUCAGUUCGAACACAAACAUAUUUCAAUUGUUCUCUAACGGGGGUCUGGAAUCACCUGUGAAAAGUCCAGUCUUUUACCCACAGCAAAAUUUCCAGAUCCCUUCUCUACCCCCGUCGAUGCAAGUACUCCGGAACCCAAGUAUUACGACAACAAACGGUCAGCAUCAUUUGAUCAGAUCAACCUCGUUUUCUCACAUACCCUCCUCUUUACCGUCAUUUGCACACCGACAAAGCGUCAUAACUUCGACUUCUUCCUUAGGAAUGAACCAAAGACCAACCUUUAUAAUUAAACAGAACACAGUUCCAACGUUGAGGAUCCCGAAUUGCAUGAAUGCUGCUAACUCAUUGAUGCGACCUCAAACCGUGAAUAUGAACCGAAGUAGUUUCCUGCCGCCGACUUUGAUUAGACAACCAAGCAGUGGAGGUGCUGCUAAUGUCGUGAAGACCCCUAGAUACAACUUGUUCAACGGGUAGAAAAGUUAGAAUUAAACUCGAUUGAAUUGCGUAUAAUUUAAAACUUAUGCUACAACUUUAAUAUUCCUGAAAAAUAGAUCGUAUCAAUUUUUGCUGUUUAACUUCUAUUUUGUGAACCAG